Molecule: messenger RNA, 375 nt
Organism: Ectocarpus sp. CCAP 1310/34
Lineage: Eukaryota; Phaeophyceae; Ectocarpales; Ectocarpaceae
Source: the annotation of a GenBank genome assembly
AUGCUGGGAUCAGGGCGCGGCAGCGGACCGUAUCUUACUGGUGACGACGCCCCGGGACGUGGACGUGCGCACCGCCAGGCAUCACCAUUCUCUGUCUCCUUUGCUGGAGCGAGAGAUUUGGAGGACGAACCUCCCUCCCCGUCACCACUACCACCGGCGCCGUUCGGUACCCCCGUCUUUGCCCUUCUGAUGGGCCCCAGAGAGGUUCUGACGCCAUUGUCGAUGCUGCUGCUCGUUGCCGCGGAUGUUGGACUCCACCAACUUUUCGGUCAGCUUGGGUGGUCGUUUCCGUCUUGCGUCGCUGGCAUGGUGGGGCUGUUUGCAGGUGUGGAGUUUUGGGACGCGACAAGGGGGGGCGUAGAGAGACGAAAAUAG